UUACAGGCAGUUUUCAUAACCCUGGGAGUGUCUAAAAGAAGAGCUAAAGAGCUGAGUUCCUCAGCUCUGAGAAAUAGAUUGCAGUAUUUUCUGCAGUUUGGCACUGGUCUGUGUUCAAGGGUACUGCUCCUUCAACCUUUAACGGGCAGCUUCUCCAUCACUCAGUGGCUCAUUAGUGGCUACGGUUGGAUUCUAAGAAGAUCCAGACUCCGAAAAUUUCCUCCUGGUUGUUAGUAUAGGGAUUUGACCUGAAAUGUGUACAGUUCCUCUCCUGCUUGGCAUGUUGAGUUCCUCCAGCAGAUUGUUGUUGCUGUAAAUUUCUACAUCUGAAGUUAAGACAGCUUUUUGCUGGAUACAUAGGUAUAGCUCCCAAGUUACUAAGCUGCUCAGAUCUAAAGCACACUUUUGAUGUGCUAGGAUGUUUUCAACAGUAUGUAAUGUUAUGCAGAUUUAUUAGUGAUGCAAUAAGAAUCAAACUCUGCAAUGUAUUGAUAAUAGAUCUAAAGGAUCUCAGGUUUCUUCAUCUUCUAGACCAUGAAGGAGUUUUCACAACUUUUGAAUAAGUUCAACAAAAAAGAAGUUGGGAACAUGACUUACAAAUUGUUUACAGCUCAGAGGAAUGCUGACCUGCCAUCGUUUGUUGACUGGCGUCCUAAAGGUUAUGUUACUCCAGUAAAGGACCAGAGACAAUGUGGCUCUUGCUGGGCCUUCAGUACAACUGGAGUACUCGAGGGCCAGGUAUUUAAGAAAACGGGAAAACUCUUUUCUCUCAGUGAGCAGUACCUGAUGGACUGUAGCAGAGACGUAGGAAACCGAGGCUGUAAUGGUGGAUAUAAAGUGCGAUCGCUUCUAUUUAUCAAAGAAAAAGGCAUCAGUUCAGAACAAUCCUACCCCUACACUGCAAAGGAUGGGGAAUGCAAGUACAACAGAAACGAUAUUGUUGCCACUUGCAAAGGUGUCAGGAGGAUUCCGACAGACUCUGAAGCAGAUUUAGCUGCAGCAGUGGCCACUGUUGGACCGAUCUCCGUUUCCAUCGAUGCAGAGCACAGAUCCUUCAUGUUGUACAAAUCAGGUAUAUUUUAUGAGCCUCACUGCAGUUCUGCCAGACUGGACCAUGAGGUGCUGGCUGUCGGGUAUGGGACUGAAGAUCAGAAGCCAUACUGGAUCGUUAAAAACAGUUGGGGAACGAGUUGGGGCAUGGAUGGCUAUGUCCACAUGUCCAGGAAUAUGGAUAACAACUGUGGAAUUGCAACGGAUGCUGUUUAUCCCGAGGUGUGACGGCUGGAACUGGAUGGCACACCACAAUGUGAACUAGAUUCCACUUACCUGAAGCUG
Molecule: messenger RNA, 1335 nt
Organism: Hypanus sabinus (Atlantic stingray)
Lineage: Eukaryota; Metazoa; Chordata; Chondrichthyes; Myliobatiformes; Dasyatidae
Product: procathepsin L-like
Exons: 5
Coding region: 535-1278 (247 amino acids)
Cellular component (GO): lysosome
Molecular function (GO): cysteine-type endopeptidase activity
Source: RefSeq, a predicted model, not a curated record